Molecule: messenger RNA, 2687 nt
Organism: Capsella rubella
Lineage: Eukaryota; Viridiplantae; Streptophyta; Magnoliopsida; Brassicales; Brassicaceae
Product: pyrophosphate-energized vacuolar membrane proton pump 1
Exons: 8
Coding region: 133-2433 (766 amino acids)
Biological process (GO): proton transmembrane transport
Cellular component (GO): membrane
Molecular function (GO): inorganic diphosphate phosphatase activity; diphosphate hydrolysis-driven proton transmembrane transporter activity
Source: RefSeq, a predicted model, not a curated record
CCGAGUUACGCCUCAUUUCUUCUUCACCUCUCUCUCUCUGUGUUGUCUCUCUCGCGCGAAGCGCUCAUCUUUGUGUUGUUUUCGUUUUUUUUUGUUUUUUCGUUUUUUUGUUUUUCUCUUAUCGGAGAAGAGAUGGUGGCGGCAGCUUUACUCCCGGAGCUCUGGACGGAGAUCCUUGUGCCUAUUUGUGCGGUUGUCGGAAUCCUGUUUUCGCUCUUCCAAUGGUACGUUGUCUCUCGUGUGAAGCUUACCACUGACCUCGGCGCUUCGUCUUCCGGUGGGAAGAAUGGUCACGGUGAUUAUCUAAUCGAGGAAGAGGAAGGUAUUAAUGACCAGAGUGUUGUCGCUAAGUGCGCUGAGAUUCAGACUGCUAUAUCCGAAGGUGCAACUUCAUUCUUGUUCACGGAGUACAAGUAUGUUGGUGUCUUCAUGAUUUUCUUUGCUGGUGUUAUCUUUGUUUUCCUCGGCUCUGUUGAGGGAUUCAGCACUGAGAACAAGGCUUGCACUUACGACACCACCAGAACUUGCAAGCCUGCAUUGGCUACUGCAGCUUUCAGCACUGUUGCUUUCGUGCUUGGUGCUGUUACCUCUGUUCUAUCUGGUUUCCUCGGAAUGAAGAUUGCCACGUACGCCAAUGCUAGAACCACCUUGGAAGCAAGGAAAGGUGUUGGUAAGGCCUUCAUUGUUGCGUUCAGGUCUGGUGCUGUGAUGGGAUUCCUUCUUGCAGCCAGUGGUCUGUUGGUGCUUUACAUUACCAUCAAUGUCUUCAAGAUCUAUUACGGAGAUGACUGGGAAGGUCUUUUUGAGGCUAUUACUGGUUACGGGCUUGGUGGAUCUUCCAUGGCUCUCUUUGGCCGUGUUGGUGGUGGGAUCUACACUAAGGCAGCUGAUGUCGGCGCUGACCUUGUCGGUAAAAUUGAGAGGAACAUUCCAGAAGACGAUCCAAGGAACCCAGCUGUUAUUGCUGAUAAUGUGGGUGACAAUGUUGGUGACAUUGCUGGUAUGGGAUCUGAUCUCUUCGGGUCAUAUGCUGAAGCAUCAUGUGCUGCUCUUGUUGUUGCAUCUAUCUCUUCUUUUGGAAUCAACCACGAUUUCACUGCCAUGUGCUACCCACUGCUCAUCAGUUCAAUGGGAAUCUUGGUUUGUUUGAUCACUACUCUCUUUGCCACUGACUUCUUUGAGAUUAAGGUCGUUAAGGAGAUUGAGCCGGCAUUGAAGAAUCAGCUCAUCAUCUCUACUAUUAUUAUGACUGUUGGAAUUGCUAUUGUGUCAUGGGUUGGCUUGCCUUCCUCCUUUACCAUCUUCAACUUUGGAACACAAAAAGUUGUGAAGAACUGGCAGCUAUUCCUGUGUGUUUGUGUUGGUCUUUGGGCUGGACUCAUUAUUGGUUUUGUCACCGAAUACUACACUAGCAACGCCUACAGCCCCGUCCAAGAUGUUGCAGAUUCAUGCAGAACUGGAGCAGCCACCAAUGUUAUAUUCGGACUUGCUCUCGGUUACAAGUCCGUCAUUAUUCCAAUCUUUGCAAUUGCUAUCAGUAUAUUUGUUAGCUUCAGCUUUGCUGCUAUGUAUGGUGUUGCUGUUGCUGCUCUUGGUAUGCUCAGUACCAUUGCCACUGGUUUGGCAAUUGAUGCUUACGGUCCCAUCAGUGACAAUGCUGGUGGUAUUGCUGAAAUGGCUGGAAUGAGCCACCGCAUCCGUGAAAGAACCGAUGCUCUUGAUGCCGCUGGAAACACCACUGCUGCUAUUGGAAAGGGAUUUGCUAUCGGUUCUGCUGCCCUUGUCUCCUUGGCUCUGUUUGGUGCCUUUGUGAGCCGUGCAGGAAUCCAUACCGUAGAUGUUUUGACCCCUAAGGUUAUCAUUGGACUGCUUGUUGGUGCCAUGCUUCCUUACUGGUUCUCUGCCAUGACAAUGAAGAGUGUGGGAAGUGCAGCUCUUAAGAUGGUUGAAGAAGUUCGCAGGCAGUUCAACACCAUCCCUGGACUCAUGGAAGGUACCGCAAAACCCGACUAUGCCACCUGUGUCAAGAUCUCCACCGAUGCUUCCAUCAAGGAAAUGAUUCCUCCUGGUUGCCUUGUCAUGCUCACACCACUCAUUGUUGGAUUCUUCUUUGGUGUUGAGACCCUUUCUGGUGUUCUUGCUGGCUCUCUUGUCUCCGGUGUUCAGAUCGCCAUAUCAGCAUCUAACACUGGUGGCGCCUGGGACAAUGCCAAGAAGUACAUUGAGGCUGGUGUAUCAGAACACGCAAAGAGCCUUGGGCCAAAGGGUUCAGAGCCACACAAGGCAGCUGUUAUUGGAGACACAAUUGGAGACCCAUUGAAGGAUACCUCAGGACCUUCAUUGAACAUCCUCAUCAAGCUCAUGGCUGUGGAGUCUCUCGUCUUUGCUCCUUUCUUUGCCACUCACGGUGGUAUCCUUUUCAAGUACCUCUAAACUCUACCCGAGUGAAGAAGAUGACGACAAUGAUGAUGAAGAAGAAGAUGAUGGCGAUCGAUUCAAAGCUCUCUUUUUUACCAUUCUUAUUUUCGUUUUCCGUAGGUGGUUAAAAAACCUUUUUUUGUUGAUGAGGCUCAUUUAAAGAACCAACCAAAUGAUGUUUCCUUCUCUCUCUCCCUCUCCCUGUUCUUUUUUGUGCUGUCUAGAUUUUAGAAAUCCACCAAAGUAUUUGAGACCUGUUUUAGCCAUUA